Messenger RNA from Cladophialophora carrionii CBS 160.54, 720 nucleotides. RefSeq lists its product as uncharacterized. The record is from RefSeq and is a predicted model, not a curated record. Gene Ontology annotation, cellular component: external side of plasma membrane. Bases 1 to 720 code for a protein of 239 amino acids. Gene Ontology annotation, biological process: DNA damage response. NCBI's taxonomy places the organism in Eukaryota, Fungi, Ascomycota, Eurotiomycetes, Chaetothyriales, Herpotrichiellaceae. The transcript has a single exon.
AUGACGCUCAACGCAGCCGCUGCGUCCAAACCGCCUACAGUGAUCCACAUCGAGGGACGUGCCAAGGUUAAGACGACUGCCGAGCGAGCCGCACUUGACGUGCACGUCUUUGAUACCGGCUAUGACAAAGAUUUGGCUGCGAAGAAUGUCAUCACGGCUGUUAAUACCUUGCAAAGCCAGCUCGAUUCGCUCGUAUCGCGGCUCGAGAAUGGGGACAUAUCGCCCUCCUCUCCAAUUACAUUCUAUUCAAUCGCUUCACUCUCCAUCUCGACAGGUGAUGAUUACGACAACGAAGGCAAUCGACCAAAACCGGACAAGAAACUGCAUACGGCGAGCUCAGCUAUCGACGUUCACUUCCGGGACUUUACGAUUCUAGGGGAAAUGGUCGUUCGUCUCUCAGGCAUGGACUACGUCGGCCUCAGAGGCGUAACUUGGCAGUUGACCGACGCGAAGCAAGCUUGGCUGGAUGAGGAAGUCCGCAUGCAAGCUCUCAGGCACGCCAUAGAAAGGGCAGAAGCGUACGCACGUAUCAUCGGCAGAGAGAGGGUCACAUGCGUCAAGAUUGAGGAUAAUGGGGAGUUCUGGCCUUUAACGCGGGAAAUGCAGACUGUAAGAAAGGUAGCAAGUGUUGAAGCUUUUGGUGUGGGUGCCGGCAUACAGUUUGAGCCAGGAAAUAUCGAGGUGACAGGGACGGUGAGUGUCGAGUUCCAUGCGGAAUGA